GUCGCUUUCCUGGGAGAACAGCUUAUCAUGAAGGUUCGAACGAUUUCCACGCUCCAGCCGUCUCCCGUGGGGUCAUCGGGGAUGGAAGGGUACUGCCUGGUGCCUUUAGAAGAUGGGAUGGGCCACAUCAUCUACGAGAUCAGGCUGCCUGAACACUACAAGGGGAAACUCGCACCUGCAUUCGAAAACACGGAUCACAUCUACUACUGUAUAGCUGGGAAAAUAUCCGUCGAGUUCGAAGGUGAAUCUGCCAGAAAGCUUGAAGCCGAUGACUUCUUGGCAAUGCCUGGAUAUACCACUUGUUCCAUUACUGUGUUAGAGCCAGUGAGGUUGAUGGUCGUGUACUGCCCAGCCACAGGGAACACCUCAAGGCCGAGAUACGUCCACAAAUCUUUGAAAGAAGUCAUUGCCUCUGACCUGAACGUGGCGUGGGGAAACGGAGAAAGCAGGCGAUUUCUAGUAAAGAAAGAUGGCUAUUCUGUGGCUAUUUCCAACACCCUUGGAUAUCCCAAUAAACAGUCUUAUUUGGAGUACAAGAACCUACUGGAAAGUGCAUACUACAUUGGGGGCGUGGGUAAAUACGUCUGGGAUGACGACCGGGCGGAGCACACGUACGGGAGAGAUGAAGAUGUUAAAGGGACUAUGAUGGUGAUGGAUAAGCAUGACCCUCAUGUUAUGACUAUAGAAGAAGAGACCAGUAUUUGUUUGUGCACGUUCUCGCCGCCGAUCGUUGGAGACGAGGUGCACACACUAGAUGGCUCAGGCUAUUCUAGUUAUUAGUACAGUAGAACCUCUCUAUUAAGGACACCCUCCGGACUGACUAGUGCUGUCCUUGGUACCAAAGUGGUUUCCUUUGGGAAGAGUGUCCUAUCAAAAUAGGCUUUGCACUCAAACAAUAUACUGUAUAAACCUCACUAGGACACCCUCGGGACUGACUAGUGUUAUCCUUUAUAGCGAGGUGAUUGGAGAGAUCAAAUUGAAUGGAAACAACUACAGUAGAACCUCUCUAUUAAGGACACCCUCGGUACUGACAAGUGCUGUCCUUAAUAGAGGUGUCCUGAUUAGAAAGGUCAAAUUGAAUGGAAAACACCAUUUAGGGACCAAAACUAGUGUCCGUAGUAGAGAGGUUGUCAUUAAUAAAGAGGUGUCCCUUAGUGAACACCUCUGUUAGAAGGAUACCCUCUCCAAUAUUAUGCUACCAAAUAUUCUUGGCCAAUAGCGUAAACUCGAUUCACAUCAUGUGAUUUCAAGUCAUCACAUCGUAUCGGAUCCAAAAAAGCAAUAACGGAUCCAAAAAAAUGUCGUAACGGAUCCUAAAAGGUUUUAAUCCAAUAAAAAUGAAGUUUAUAGUAUAUUUCAUUAAAAACAAAUUGUUUCAUUAUUUUCCUUUGGAUUGAUUUCUUUGCCAAGACAUUUGGUUGCAUAAUAUAGCAAAUAGUGGAUGUUUAAGGUCGUCCAAUAUGGAAUUUUGCUGGACUCAGAAAUGUCAUGGCGGACGAGGCUUUGCGAGUGUAUAAUAGCGACAAUAAUAAUCUAAGUUAAGGAAUCUUGGGGUGGCUUUCUUGAGUGAGAAAUGUUUUGGCCUUUCUGAAGUUCAAGAUUCUUAAAUAAUAAUCAUGUUAAUGUAUGUUUUCUUGGUAUGAUUCCUCUCUCUAGCUCUUCAAGUUGGGCAAAAAGUACACUCGGCGCAUUAUGCAGGUACAUUUUCUUACCCAAAUGUCACUCCUGUCCAAACAGCAUUGCCCUCACAUGUUUGAGAGAAAAAACACCAAUGAUGAAGAACCCCAGCCUAAUAGUACACUGUUUUUGUAAUACAAAUGCAACUCCAUCAGAAAUGCCAUCCCAAAGCUUACCAUGCUUCAUCAAGCAUCCCUGUAGACCUUAGGCAACUUUGAACAGUUUUUAGAUACCACUUUAGUGGCCUCUGACUUCAAAGAAGAUCAUCUUAUUCCCCUAGGACUUGACGGCUCAGAAGUUGGCAGGAUUUUUUGCGAGUUUACUUCCCGUGGUUGAACGAAAGUGAGUCAACGCCACGCGUUCUUUAGCGCGUAGUGAAUUGCAAAUUGUGGUUUUACAAUGUCCAGAUCCCAAGUCAUGGAUACUCAAACAUAAACUGACAAACAAUAGCAUGCAGGUCUUCUAUUUAUUUCAGAUUUGACUGGAAAACUGAAAAAGCAACAAUCUGUCAACCUCUGCAACAACUGCCACAUCUUUUGGAUGGGGUUAUGAACCUUGAGGCCUCUUUUCGACAGGGUUCUGAAGCUUUGGGCAUCUUUUAGACUGGGUUCCGAUGCUUUGGUUCUCUUUUGGACAAGGUUCUGAUGAUUUGGGCCACACUGUAUAACCAAUCUCCCCUGCACUCUUCCCUCCCUGAAAGUGUACAUUGCUCCCCUCCUGUAACAUUCGGUAAUUCUAAACAGCAAUUUCCUCAACCAAUUUACAUUUAUACCACUAUAAGCUUCUAACAACCUGGUCACGGAAGAGUUUCUAAGUGCAUACAAGUAUUGCCACUCAAAAACAAGACCCCUAAAUGCCACUACUACAAGGGAUAAUAGGGGAAUGAUAGGCCAGCCACGAGAUUUUGUCAUCUAUAGAAUAUUAAAAGGAUGUUGGAAUCUGGUCAGAGUAGGAUCAGAUAGGCUGAUUGAGUAGGCCAGAAAUGACAGAGGCAGAUUCUGACUGACAACAUGACUGAUGGAUGCCAGACAGGCAAUAUUUUGGGUAAACAGCCACAUAUUAUUUUAAUAUUUCGAGAUUUUAUUUUAGGACUGAUAUUUUGAUCUCCAGGGCCUUUGGUGAAAGCCGAACAGAUCUUUAGGGGCAAUGGCAAUAUAAUCUUUUACAAACCAACGUGAUUUUAUCACUCAGUAAAUGUUUUUUAGGUAAUGUUUCUAUCAUAUUUGGGUAAUAUAUAAGGUGUCUGUACUGGUAAUGUUUCUAUCAUAUUUGGGUAAUAUAUAAGGUGUCUGUACUGGUAAUGUUUCUAUCAUAUUUGGGUAAUAUAUAAGGUGUCUGUACUGGUAAUGUUUCUAUCAUAUUUGGGUAAUAUAUAAGGUGUCUGUACUGGUAAUGUUUCUAUCAUAUUUGGGUAAUAUAUAAGGUGUCUGUACUGGUAAUGUUUCUAUCAUAUUUGGGUAAUAUCUAAGGUGUCUGUACUGGUAAUGUUUCUAUCAUAUUUGGGUAAUAUAUAAGGUGUCUGUACUGGUAAUGUUUCUAUCAUAUUGUGUAAUAUAUAAUGUGUCUGUACUGGUAAUGUUUCUAUCAUAUUGUGUAAUAUAUAAUGUGUCUGUACUGGUAAUGUUUCUAUCAUAUUGUGUAAUAUAUAAGGUGUCUGUACUGGUAAUGUUUCUAUCAUAUUGUGUAAUAUAUAAGGUGUCUGUACUGGUGAUAGUUGUGCAAAUAAAAUAAUUGUAAUCGUAUCAAGU
This is a messenger RNA of Lineus longissimus, 3425 nucleotides long. RefSeq lists its product as uncharacterized. The transcript is spliced from 3 exons. Gene Ontology annotation, molecular function: ectoine synthase activity. Gene Ontology annotation, biological process: ectoine biosynthetic process. The record is from RefSeq and is a predicted model, not a curated record. Bases 28 to 780 code for a protein of 250 amino acids. Lineage: Eukaryota; Metazoa; Nemertea; Pilidiophora; Heteronemertea; Lineidae.